GUUCUAUGUCUCGUGUAGCCCAUGGCGGGAGGCGUCAACUGGAAAGACGGCUGACAGUUUAUUGAUCCAAAAAAAAAAAACAGAUCCUCAUCAUGUACUACAUAUCGUACGGAACGUCCUUCAUCAAGUCAAACACUUCCUUUAGACUGCCGUGGGGCCUGCAGAUGAUCCCCGCGGUGGUGCUGCUCGUUUGCGUCCCGUUUAUGCCGCGUUCCCCCCGCUGGCUGGCCAGCAAAGACCGAUGGGAAGAGGCCUUGGAUGUCCUUGCUUCGCUGCGGGCGAACGAAGACACGACCAAUGCUGAAGUUGUAACGGAGAUACAGGAGAUUCGGGAGCGUGUGCAACAAGAGAUUCAGUACGGAUCGACUUCCUGGGCCGAGGUGUUUUCCAAGCGAAACAUUGUCCGAGUCCACGUCGCCAUCUUUGCGCACAUUUGGGCCCAGUACAGCGGGACCAACGCCCUCAUGUACUACAUCGUUUACAUCUUCCAGAUGGCGGGCCUGUCCGGGACGACCAACCUGACCAUCGCCAGCAUUCAGUACAUCAUCAAUGUCAUUAUGACCGUGCCGGCGCUGCUGUUCGUCGACAAGCUGCCCCGUCGCCGUGUCAUGAUGACGGGAAGCUUGCUCAUGGCCGUGUGGCUGUUCGCGACGGGGGCCAUCAUGGCGACGCAGGGCCACGCCGUCCCCGGCGGCCUCAAGGACAGCCCGACGAUUACAUGGGUCGUGAGCAGUGGGGGUGCUAGCAAGGCGAUUAUAGCAUGCAGCUACUUGUUCAUCGCCACGUUUGCUUGCACUUGGGGACCGAUGGGCUGGAUCUACCCGUCGGAGAUUGUUCCGCUGUACAUUCGCUCCAAGGCCGUAUCUUUGGCGACAUUAUUCAACUGGCUUUGCAACUUCUCCCUAACCUUUAUGACCCCACCGGCGUUCCAGAACAUCCAGUGGAGAUUCUACAUGAUCUUCGGCACGUUCUGCGUGGCGGCGUUUGUGCACGUCUUCUUCUUCUUCCAGGAGACCAAGGGCAGGAGCCUGGAAGAGAUGAAUGACAUUUUCGACAACAACACCUUUGCGUUUGGCAAGAUCAAGGGUCCGGAUCAAGACUUUGACGAGCGCGUUAGGCAGGUCGAGACGAAGCUCGGCAGCGGACAGCAGCAUGAGGUGCUCGAGGUGGACAUGAUCAAGAAGACGGGUCAGCUGGCUUAGAACAUGACAUGGAAGGAAUGUGUAAGGGAUCGAUGUGGC
Molecule: messenger RNA, 1241 nt
Organism: Purpureocillium takamizusanense
Lineage: Eukaryota; Fungi; Ascomycota; Sordariomycetes; Hypocreales; Ophiocordycipitaceae
Exons: 4
Coding region: 93-1202 (369 amino acids)
Biological process (GO): transmembrane transport; carbohydrate transport
Cellular component (GO): membrane
Molecular function (GO): carbohydrate:proton symporter activity
Source: RefSeq, a predicted model, not a curated record